CAUUCACCUGAGCGAAAAGACGGAUCCUCAGAAUUUAGCUGAGAUCACAAACAAAAGGCUGAAUUCGAGUCCAGGGUGAACUUUCACUCACAUUCUCAGUGUUUACUUACAUUGUUUGCACUGUUUCCUAGUUUGGAUGAACAGCAGAGUCAUGAUUGACUCCUCUCCUGCAAACUGUUAUGUCAUGGAUUUGUGAGGUGGGGUGGGGGGUAGGAGCGACUUGUGCACAGCUUGUCCACCUUGUUCUUCCCUUGCCAGCCCCAGCAUGCAUGCCUGCCUGUCUGCUCAUUUGUAUCCUUGUCUCUGACCUGCUCCUCGACUCCUCCAGCGUCCCCCCACAGAAAACAGAGGACAUUGUAGGGAGUUUGUCCCUCCUCUGAUCUUUGUGCAGCAGCCGGCCUUCAUUCUGGAGGGAAAGGAGCCGGUGGAGUCCAGGAGAGGCGAUGGGAGGAGCAGUCCUGCCUCUCUGCCUCUGACCCAGACCCAGAGUCCUGGACCCUGGCAGAGUGAGAGUCUGCUGGCGGAGUCCUGGUCCACGAUGGGCGACGUGGAUCCGGAGGACACCAAGAGUGUUGACAGCAGUGAUGGAGCAGUUCUAGCUGGAGAGGAGAACCACUCCUCCAACUCGGACAUGGUCCACCUGGAGCGAGAAGAGGCAGAGAUGCUGGAGGAUGAGGAAGAGGAGGAGAGGAGAUGGGAGAAAGAGGAGGGGGGCGAUCUGCAGGCGAGUGUGCUGAGCAUGCUUGGUGGAGAAAGGGAACUCCGGGCUCCAGAAACUGAGGAGGUCCUGAUGUCGGUGGAGGGGCCUCACACUGAAAGAGAUCCAGCAGAGGUCAGGCAGGUGGCUCCCCCCAUGACCCUGCCUCCUCUGCCCAUUGUCAAACUGGACCCCCCCUCCACAACUUCCACGCCUGUCCCUUCAACCACAGCGUCUGAAGUAGAAGAUUUUUGUUCUACUCAGAGCCUUCAACCUCCUUCAAUCCUCACACCUAGAGCUGCAGAACCUCCAGAACGGAGUCUGGGUCAGCCGAAGUUCUCAAACAUCCCCCUCUCAGAUGCCGAGGAGCAUCCAGUUAAAAGUGACCGGCUGAAGAAAAGGGAGCUAAACCCGAGAGCUCGUCAGACCAAAUCUCUGAGCUCCUCCGAGCUGCUGUUUGGAGGAGCAGCAUUAGUAGCUGUUGUGGGUGUGGUGGCCUACGGUGCCGUGGUCUACUGCAAAAAGUAGGAAAAAUAAACUCUUAAAAACACAAAUCCUUUCUGUUUUUAAACCAAUUCCUAAUAAAUUAUUCCUCCUCAGUCUUUUAA
Nothobranchius furzeri (turquoise killifish) is the source of this 1305-nucleotide messenger RNA. RefSeq names its product bcl-2-like protein 13. Lineage: Eukaryota; Metazoa; Chordata; Actinopteri; Cyprinodontiformes; Nothobranchiidae. Gene Ontology annotation, cellular component: mitochondrion; membrane. The record is from RefSeq and is a predicted model, not a curated record. Gene Ontology annotation, biological process: apoptotic process.